Aspergillus eucalypticola CBS 122712 is the source of this 566-nucleotide messenger RNA. RefSeq lists its product as uncharacterized. The coding region runs from base 94 to 393 and encodes 99 amino acids. NCBI's taxonomy places the organism in Eukaryota, Fungi, Ascomycota, Eurotiomycetes, Eurotiales, Aspergillaceae. The transcript is spliced from 2 exons. The record is from RefSeq and is a predicted model, not a curated record.
AAUGAGCAACUCGCUGUUAUAGGGCAGCAUCAUGUUGCCAGGUGAAGCUGCUGCUACAACACUGGGGAAAGGGUCUGGUGUUCCGUACCAUGGAUGGUGGUUGUCAAGGCACGCGAAGCAGCUGAAUCAUGCUGUUGCAUCUCCCUGUAUCUAGGGUCCCCUGCUCGAUCAUACAAAACUCAACACUUGAGACACAUGGCCCUUACAUGGAUCAUUCUGUUGACCUUGUUCCUGAACCACGUUGUGGAUGUAAGAAGUGCAUACAGAAAGCGUCAUCAUAUCGAGUUCUGCAGACUGGUGUCUCUGCUCACUAACCUUUCCUCAACAUGGGGCUGCCAUGGCUGGACCAGCCGGUUAUGCUACAUUCUUCCCGGGCUGAUCACUGCACCUUGACCCCAGAGCAGUGUGCCUAUCGUGACGCACAUUGGAGAUACUGGUAUCAAUCCGACCACGUCUAUGCUUUGAAUACCAUAUACUUUCUAUGUGCGACUGUCGGUGUUUUCUCCCUUCUGCAUCUGAUUUCCAAGUAUGGUCCGCAGUCCUUCAAGAGGACUACAAUAUGGCGA